Molecule: messenger RNA, 493 nt
Organism: Dermacentor silvarum
Lineage: Eukaryota; Metazoa; Arthropoda; Arachnida; Ixodida; Ixodidae
Product: dnaJ homolog subfamily C member 11-like
Exons: 6
Coding region: 23-493 (156 amino acids)
Biological process (GO): cristae formation
Source: RefSeq, a predicted model, not a curated record
AGUGGGGCCGCUAGCCGCAGUUAUGGCGGCGCACAUGGACAGUGAUACAGACGACGAUGUUCUGCAAGUGGAGGACGAUUAUUAUACGUUCCUCAACAUCGGAAAGGAUGCAACUACAGAAGAGAUAACGAAUGCCUACAGGAGAUUAAGUAAGAUAUACCAUCCGGACAAACAUGCGGACCCUCUCAGAAAACGAGACGCGGAGGUGCUCUUCAACAAGACCCGAAAAGCCUACGACGUGUUGCUGGACCCCCACAAGAGAGCCAUAUAUGACACGCUGGGAGUGAAGGGUCUUGAAACUGAUGGAUGGCAGAUUGUCCAGCGCACUAAGACGCCACAAGAGAUCAGAGAAGAGUAUGAACGGCUGGCCCGUGAGCAGGAAGAAAGGCGUCUACAGCAGCGAACAAAUCCGAAGGGAAGCAUCAGCGUUGGCAUUGAUGCCACUGACCUUUUCGAGGCCUACUACGAUGACGAUACGAGAGGCCUGGUGUAG